This is a messenger RNA of Dicentrarchus labrax (European seabass), 1268 nucleotides long. RefSeq names its product ribonuclease P 21 subunit (gene rpp21). The transcript has 5 exons. The record is from RefSeq and is a predicted model, not a curated record. NCBI's taxonomy places the organism in Eukaryota, Metazoa, Chordata, Actinopteri, Moronidae. Bases 241 to 825 code for a protein of 194 amino acids. Gene Ontology annotation, biological process: tRNA processing. Gene Ontology annotation, cellular component: nucleolar ribonuclease P complex.
GCAGUUACACGUUUAGGAUGUAGGUGACGGAGCUUGGGGAGCUUUAUUUUGAAGAAGUGUGACAGUCGUUUAAUUUUUGAGCAAGUUUUAAGUUUUUUUAGCGUCAGAUUAUCGUGCGCUUUUAUUUUGGAGGUUUUGCCCGGAAGUGUAAUAGUGUUUUGUACCGGCUCAUCUCAGACUGCUGUAGCUUUAAACAGCCAACAGGACGAAACUUCUGCUCUUUUCUGAUCUUUGUGUGUAAUGGCAUCCCAAAUGAAAGACAAAGAAGCUUACCAAAGACUGAACUAUCUUUACCAGGCUGCACACUGUGUUUUAUCUCAAAACCCGGAAAAUAAAGAGCUGGCUCGUUUCUACUGCUUCACACAGAGGACCAUUGCAAGACGUUUAGUUCUUAGACAAGACCCAUCAGUGAAGAGAACAUUAUGCAAGAAGUGCUGCUCAUUGCUCAUCCCUGGUGUAACUGCUACAACAAGACAACGAAGAAAAAACAGCAAGACUCGCUUUACUGUUCUGAGGUGCCUCAGCUGUGGGCAGAGCAAGACGUUACUGAAUAAUCCAGAUUAUUGUUUGUGGGUAGACCGUCCCGAGGCUCAGCUGCAGCAACAGAAGCAGCCAGGUGACAGAGCUCAACUCAACACUAUCAGGGCCCUUCUCUUAAGAAUCAGCCAAAAGACAGAAAGCCUGAUGGAUCAGCGUCUUCUAAACCCAGUGCUGCCCAGAGCACGUAGCAGCAGUUCCCCUCUUCUCACCGAUGAAUAUGAAGGAUAUUUCUCUUUUUGUUUAAAAUAUGUGUGGCUUUAUUGGGUUGCAUGUAUCCAUAUCUGAGGAAGUUGUUUGAUAUUAUUUAAAUACCAACCUUUUGCUUCUGUAUUUUAGUAAUUUAUUGAUUUUGAUAUGAUUUAUUGUUUUUUUUUAUUUUUUUUUUUUGGCCUGUAUGACUUUAUGUAUCAGUGUAAUUUCUGAUGCUACCAGCAGAUGGCCAUCGUGUGGUGUCCCACACAUGCAUUAAAAGAAGAAAUGUUGGUAAAAGUAUUUUUCUUUUUUGAUUUGGUUUUUCCAAAAGAAAAUUAUCAUUCAUGAUUUUAUUGAAAACAGCCAUCAAGAAUGGAGAAUUUCACCAAUUCGCCACAUUUUUUUUACGCUUAGUAUUUUACAUUUUCUGUACAGGCAUGUGACUGUUACUUGAGGAAAAUAUCUCUUGACCAUUAACCAAUUUUGUUGUCAGGUACUUUCCUAAAUUGGUGAUUAAAAGAAAAUACAAAUUUCCA